UCUCUUGUGCUCGCAUUUUUGUGCGUUGGCAUCUCGCGCGCUCGCAUUUGGAAGAGCGCGUUCUCCUCUCAUUUGUCCUGUGUUCGGUAAGAGCUCCUCUCUUAUCCUACUAUCCUUGUCCUUCACGCGGUUGAAUUGUUGGAUCGGGCUUUUCCAUGGAGGCGGAGCCCAUGGAUGAAUCCGACGAAGGCUUCAGUACAGUGAAGCGUAAAAGUUCCGACCCAGGGCAGAUAGCGAAGAAAAAGGUUUCUAAUGAACCUUUAGCCCCAACAUCGCGAGAUGCUACCUCCAAAGAGGAGGUAAAACCAAGGGCAAAAGCGUACCACACUUCUUUUAACAGAGCACUAAAAGUGUUCUUCAUGCCCCGUAACAAGCCGCUUGAUGUUAGAUCGAUCACAGCAUCGAUCUACAAGAAAUUCCCAGGUGUUUUGGACGUUAUUCGACUGCAUCCUAAAAAGUUGCGUGUCACCGCAAAGGACCGGGUGCAAGCCAAUGCUAUCGUGGCUGAUCCGGACGAGGCGGAGGAUUACCGGGUGUAUAUUCCCGGGGGAUUGGUGGAAGUCAUCGGUGUGGUAGAUGACUUUGAAUACCCCUUAGAGGAUAUCCUUCAGUACGGACAAGGGGCAUUCCUUUACCAAUCCUUGCCUCAUGUCAAGGUCCUCGAAGUGAAAAAAAUGUACGCUUCGAAAAUUUUUGACGAAAAGAAGGUGGUCCGUGAGACUUUCUCACACCGGAUCACUUUCGAGGGAACUGUACUGCCGAACACGUUGUACUCCGAGGGUCUGCGGGUACAGUAUCGGACAGAAUGAUAGGACCCUAGUGUUUUCAACGCAGCAUGCACCCGUUGGGACAGGUUUAUGUGUGGUUUGUGUGUUUGUGUUUGUGUGUGUGUGCAUGUGUGUGUAUGUGUGUAUGUAAAUGUGUGUGUGUGUGCAUCUGUGUGUGUGUGUGGGUGUGUAUGUAUGUUUGAAUGUGUAUUGGUGUGUGUGUGUUUGUUUCACAAGUAUGUCGUUUCGGAUAGUUUUGUUAGUAGUUUUUUUGUGUUUUGGGUUAGGUUUUGGAUGUAAUAAGCAGGACCUCCGCCCUCGCGAUCAAUGUUUUUUCGAUAUAUUAACAAUUUUACGGUCUUCUUUCGUCGUGGUCUUCUGAAGACGUCCGGUUGACUUGCGCGUUUCGGUUGUCCAAGCGCGUUUCGGUUGUCUAAGCGCGUUUCGGUUGUCCGAAGCGCGUUUGCCACAAAAGUGCGUGAUCGUUCCAUUACGAACUCGAUCGUUUUGCGCUUAAUGCCAGCAGCCGCCAUUCGCUUAAUGAUAUGGCGCUGAUAAUCGGUACAACGUUUACCUCGACCCAUUGUUACUAACAUUGCUUGCUUGGACCGUCAAGAACGCGCUGGUUAAAAACAUGGACACGGCUGAUUCCGUGCUCAGCCUGCGUUCUACUUCUAUACGCGAUGAAUUACAUCGUUGUCGAGCAGUGAAAACAUCGCAUGGAUAAAAACUAUCAACGAGUACGCGAGUAAGCGUCUUCCCUUCAAAAUCGAGAACAGAAUACUGCCGCGCUCAUGAAACAAAACGCACAUUGAAAAGAACUCCUGCGCGCCAGCUGAAUGCACGCACGAAGUUUCUCAUGCGCACACAACGUGCAACGCAGAGAUGCACGAAGGCCUUUCAAUGGCGUGCACUGGAGAAACACCUGUGAGGGAAUGCCGAGUUCAUUGCUAUUGUGCGCGUGUCCAUUUUGCAUCGCUGCGCAUGCACAUUCAUCAAUCAGCACACCUGCGUUGUCGUCCGAGGAACAAGAGCUGCUGUCGAUGCAAACUUUAGCUUUUAUCCAAGUGUAAACGCACGAUGUUUCACAUGAUAACACACAUUAUCAGAAUACUUUCAACGCAAUAUGACAUAAUGGCAAGCUACGUUUUUCAGACACAAACACGUGCACUUGCAAAUACACAUUAAAAAGCACACUCUCUUUCUACUACACACACACACAUACACACACAUGCACUCACACACUCAAACACACACACACACACACACACACACACACACACACACACACACACACACACACACACACACACACACACACACACACACACACACACACACACACACACACACACACACACACACACACACACACACACACACACACACCCAAACACAAGUAACGUGGCAAAACAAGUGCACGGUGCGUUGAAAAAACCAGAGUCCUAUCUUAAUGUCCGAUACUGUACCUACCGAUGUACUACCAAAAUGUUCGAGGCUUGCGUAAAAAACUAAAUGAUCUAAGACUAGUACUUUCAGAAACUGAAUACAAAAUCGUAAUAUUAACUGAAACCUGGUUGAACAAUAA
Molecule: messenger RNA, 2355 nt
Organism: Anopheles coluzzii
Lineage: Eukaryota; Metazoa; Arthropoda; Insecta; Diptera; Culicidae
Exons: 2
Coding region: 156-809 (217 amino acids)
Source: RefSeq, a predicted model, not a curated record